This is a messenger RNA of Medioppia subpectinata, 1559 nucleotides long. NCBI's taxonomy places the organism in Eukaryota, Metazoa, Arthropoda, Arachnida, Sarcoptiformes, Oppiidae. The record is from the annotation of a GenBank genome assembly.
UGGAAAAAAAACUUCAAAACAAUUGACAAAACAAUUAAUUAAAUAUAUAAUUAAUAAUAUAAUUAACAACAUAUCCGACAAUGUCUUUGACACCAAAAGAUCUGACAUCACUGUUGAGUGUUUUGAGUGAAGACGUGACAAAUCACUCGACUUUCGAGACAAUCGGACAGACAUUUCAGUCAUUGCUGUCCAAAUGCGAUGUCUUCAGCAUUGGUCUGUCGAUCACAACAUUACUACAACACCACGACCUCAUCCCCGAAGACACACAGAAGUUGAGCGCUUUGUUCCUAUUGUACGAACUCUAUAGGGAUGAACACAUUCUUCACAACCCAUUUGUUCCCAUCUUUCUUAAGAUAUUAAAUCCGUCAAAAGAAGGCCCGAAACUGAGCGCCAAAUCCAAACACGAGAUGAACUCCUCGGCUGUCUGUUGGCCUAAAUUGUCGUUCAGAGAGAAGUAUUUCAUUUCCCAACUCAUUACUAAUCCCGCUCUUCGGCUAGAACUCAUAAAACAAACACCAAAACAGGUCUUAAACACAGAGAUCCCGAGCGAUAAGAGUUACGAUAUAUCGGCCCUCUCUAUGUCCUUAAGUGAACGCCAAUCGGAACUUCCCUUUACGAGCAAAGCGGGUGUUCCGACCAUUUUAGCGGAUCCCGACAAUAGACCUGGACUUGUAAUUGAAAAUGAGAGCGAAUCCAAAGAAAAUCUAUUGGAGACUAUGUUUUGUGGGCCGAACCCGAAGUGCGAACAAGUGUUUAAGCCAGAGAUGGUACGAAUCCCACCCCCACUACACAUCAGUCAGGAUGAGUUGGUUUGGCUCUUUCCGUCUGAAAUCAAUGAACUGAAGCUGUGUUGGGACGCAUCCAUGUGUAUCAGCAAUACGGUUGGCGUUGAGGCCAAACGACUGAUGAGCAAAGCGUUCAAAGGAUCGCUCACUAUUGCACAACAGCAGCAACUGCUGUCUGAGUUGGAGGCCGACCCGAAGCUGACCUAUCACUUGGGCCUAACGCCCGCCAAACUACCAGAACUGGUCGAAAACAAUCCGUUGAUUGCCAUCGAAGUGCUGCUUAUUUUGAUGCAAUCGAGUCAGAUCUCGGAAUAUCUAUCGGUUUUAGUGAAUAUGGAAAUGUCUGUCCACUCUAUGGAAGUGGUCAAUAGGUUGACCACUGCCGUAGACCUGCCCACAGAGUUCAUGCACUUAUAUAUCUCUAAUUGCAUACAAACGUGCGAAACGAUUAAAGACCGAUAUAUGCAGAACAGACUCGUGAGACUGGUCUGUGUUUUCCUUCAGUCUCUCAUCAGAAAUAAGAUAAUUAACGUUCAGGAUGUGUUUAUUGAAGUGCAAGCUUUUUGUAUUGAAUUUUCUCGCAUACGAGAAGCGGCCGCUCUUUUCAGACUACUUAAGCAGUUGGACAGCGGAGGCGAAGUGCCGAACGCCGGACCCAACUCCGAGUCUUCGUCACCAAAUCAAACACAAACCGAUGAAAACAGUCAGAAAUGAUUGAGAGUUUCUUUUAGAGUUAAUUUUGUAUGAAAUAAAAUAAAAAGUUUAUGGCUUUAA